This is a messenger RNA of Manihot esculenta (cassava), 1677 nucleotides long. RefSeq names its product serine carboxypeptidase-like 28. Gene Ontology annotation, cellular component: vacuole. The transcript is spliced from 9 exons. Gene Ontology annotation, biological process: proteolysis. Gene Ontology annotation, molecular function: serine-type carboxypeptidase activity. The record is from RefSeq and is a predicted model, not a curated record. Lineage: Eukaryota; Viridiplantae; Streptophyta; Magnoliopsida; Malpighiales; Euphorbiaceae. Bases 77 to 1468 code for a protein of 463 amino acids.
ACAACUAACAACCAAUAAAAAACACCCAUCAAACACUUCAAAUAACUUCAAUUCCUCAAUAAUCUCAAUACCCAUCAUGUGUUCUUCUUCCCAUUUGCUCCUUCUCUUCACUUUUGCUUCUCUUUUGCUUUCUACUAUUGCUUUGGCCUCCAAUCACCACCACCGCCUAACAGACCAAGAGAGAGAUAGAAUUACACGGCUACCAGGACAACCUCCAAAUGUGAAUUUCUCUCAAUACUCUGGCUACAUCACUGUAGAUCCAUCAGCAGGCCGAGCUCUUUUUUACUGGUUGAUCGAAGUCCACAAGACAGUCAAGCCCAACUUGCAGCCUUUGGUUCUAUGGCUCAAUGGUGGACCUGGUUGCUCAUCUGUAGCUUAUGGGGCUUCUGAGGAAAUAGGACCAUUUCGGGUUCGGUCUGAUGGGAAGACCCUUCAUUUGAAUCCAUAUGCUUGGAAUAAAGUGGCAAAUUUGUUGUUUCUUGAUUCGCCGGCCGGCGUUGGAUUUUCCUAUUCGAAUACUUCAUCAGAUAUAUACGUAGUUGGUGACAAAAGGACAGCUAAAGAUGCAUACACAUUUCUGAUUAAUUGGCUUGAGAGGUUUCCUCAAUACAAGCACAGACCUUUCUACAUUGCUGGAGAAAGCUAUGCAGGACAUUACAUCCCUGAAUUAUCAGAAAUAAUUGUUUCGCGAAAUAAGGGUAUCAAGAAUCCUGUCAUUAAUUUUCAAGGUUUCUUGUUGGGAAAUCCACUUAUAGAUGAUUAUCAUGAUAACAUUGGGACCCAUGAGUAUUGGUGGAAUCAUGGUUUGAUAUCAGAUUCUACAUAUGAAGAUCUGAAGAAAUCAUGCACAAAUGACACAUUCUUGUUCCCUAAAAAUGAAUGUUACUUUGCUUUAGAACAAGCUUAUUCAGAGUUCGGAGAUAUCAAUCCUUACAGCAUUUUUAGCUCUCCUUGCCUUUAUACCUCUACUAACCUUUCCCAGCUGCCAUGGAAAUUCAGAGGGAACGAUGAGUGUGUGGUGAGGAACACAAGAAGAUAUAUGAAUCGUCCAGAGGUGCAAAAGGCUCUUCAUGCUAACGUUACUCAGAUACCUCAUCCUUGGGUCACCUGCAGUUCUGCAAUUAGAGGGAACUGGAGGGAUUCCCCAAAAUCCAUGUUGCCAAUCUUCAAAAAACUCAUAGCAGCUGGAAUUAGAAUAUGGGUAUUCAGCGGUGACAUAGAUGCGGUUUUGCCGUUGACUGCAACUCGAUACUCCAUCAAUGCUCUAAAUCUGCGGAUCAACAAAACCUGGUACCCUUGGUACUACGAUCAUCGUAAGGUUGGAGGAUGGAGCCAAGUGUACGAAGGAUUAACGUAUGUGACAGUGAGGGGGGCAGGGCAUGAGGUUCCUCUGUCUCAGCCGCGGCUAGCUUUUUUACUCUUUACACAGUUUCUGAAAAAUAAGCCCAUGCCUCCAUCUUUAUCUUAGAGGGCUCACUAGGUUUUUUCUGUUAAGACUCAUUUUUAAUUAAUUAAUUUUCUUUUUACUUUCUAUUCAAAAUCAUUAAUUUUUUUUUGUAUAAUUUAGCUAAAUAAUGAUUGGUGUAUAAUCCCUUCUUUAUUUAUGUAUUAUAAUUACAACUUUCAUUAUUGUAAUUUGUAAUCGAGUAUCAUGAUACUAAAAGUAGUUUAUUAUUU